This is a messenger RNA of Hansenula anomala, 1398 nucleotides long. RefSeq names its product cysteine desulfurase (gene NFS1). The record is from RefSeq and is a predicted model, not a curated record. Gene Ontology annotation, biological process: [2Fe-2S] cluster assembly. The transcript has a single exon. Bases 1 to 1398 code for a protein of 465 amino acids. NCBI's taxonomy places the organism in Eukaryota, Fungi, Ascomycota, Saccharomycetes, Phaffomycetales, Wickerhamomycetaceae. Gene Ontology annotation, cellular component: mitochondrion; cytosol; nucleus. Gene Ontology annotation, molecular function: cysteine desulfurase activity; pyridoxal phosphate binding.
AUGCAUACCGUUAGAGCUAUAAUAAAGACUUCAAGACCUUUGGUACAGAAAAGGCUAUUGAAUAGCUCAGCCGUUAACCCAGCUACAAGUGCUUCUGCGGCGUCUGCUAUAUCAAACAAGAUUAAAGAAGAACUUUCUGCUCCGGGUUCAGAUAUCAUCAAAAAUGCAUUCAAAGUCAACGAAGCAAAUGGUACUAGACCAAUCUAUCUUGACAUGCAAGCCACAACUCCAACUGAUCCAAGAGUUUUGGAUGUCAUGUUGAAGUUUUAUACUGGAUUAUAUGGUAACCCACACUCAAAUACUCAUAGUUAUGGUUGGGAAACUGAUAAAGAAAUUGAAAUCGCCAGAAAACAUUUAGCUGAUUUAAUUGGUGCUGAUCCAAAGGAAAUAAUAUUCACUAGUGGUGCCACUGAAUCAAAUAACAUGGCAAUCAAAGGUGUCCCAAGAUUUUACAGUAAAACCAAAAAACAUAUCAUCACUUCAAAAACCGAACAUAAAUGUAUUUUGGAUUCUGCAAGACAUUUACAAGAUGAAGGUUUUGAUGUCACAUAUUUGUCAGUCAAUGAAGAUGGGUUGAUCGAUUUGGAAGAGUUGGAAAAAUCUAUCCGUAAAGAUACUGCACUAGUUUCCAUUAUGGCUGUCAACAAUGAAAUUGGUGUUAUUCAACCGAUUGAAGAAAUUGGUAAAAUAUGUCGUAAGCACAAAGUUUUCUUCCAUUCUGAUUGUGCUCAAGCUGUCGGUAAAAUCCCAUUGAAUGUUAAUGAUAUGAAUAUUGAUUUAAUGUCAAUUUCCUCUCAUAAGAUCUAUGGUCCUAAAGGUGUUGGUGCUAUCUAUGUCAGAAGAAGACCAAGAGUAAGAUUAGAUCCAAUUAUCACUGGUGGUGGUCAAGAACGUGGGUUAAGAUCUGGUACUUUAGCUCCUCCUUUAAUUACUGGGUUUGGUGAAGCUUGCAGAAUCAUCAAAGAAGAUAUGGAAUAUGAUCAAAAACACAUUGAAAAACUAUCCAAAAGAUUGAUGGAUGGUUUAUUAUCAAUUGAGCACACCCAAUUAAAUGGUUCCAAAGAACAUAGAUACGCUGGUUGUGUUAAUGUCUCAUUUGCUUAUAUUGAAGGUGAAUCUUUAUUAAUGGCUUUGAAAGAUAUUGCUUUAAGUUCAGGUUCUGCUUGUACAUCUGCUUCAUUGGAACCAUCUUAUGUUUUGCAUGCUUUAGGUGCUGAUGAUGCCUUGGCUCAUUCUUCAAUUAGAUUUGGUAUUGGUAGAUUUACCACUGAAGAAGAAAUCGAUUAUGUUGUUAAAGCUAUAAAUGAACGUGUUGAAUUCUUGAGAGAGUUAAGUCCUUUAUGGGAAAUGGUGAAAGAAGGUAUUGACUUGAAUACAAUUGAAUGGUCUGGACAUUGA